UGUUGAAGAAAAAGAAAAGUAAUUAAAAUUCAGGAAGCAGCACCUUGAGGUACUGGUCCAGUAUUGGCCGUUAACCAGAGGAAACAAACCAACACUGGCGGAGGGCAAGUCUAGACUUCGGGACUUGAACCCCAGGAGCAGGACGAUGGGUUUAAGCAGGGAAUCCUCCUUGAACAGAAGUCACAAGAGUUUGAUUAUCAACGGCAGGAAAUGGACGGCGACGAUCGUCUUCAUGGCGGCGGAAAUCCGCAUGAUGAUGGACAUGGCAGAGCUUUUUUCCAAGAACACAACUUUCAAACCUCCAACGGCCAAAACGGAGAGCUUUGCCGAAGAGGAGCCAAUCGGGAGCCUAGACGACGAGAGUGUACUGUCCUAUCGCAUCACCCGGCCCAGCGCCUCCUGUCCAUCUCUAACCUCCGUGUCCUCCCGAACACUUGAAGAGCCGCCCACCAUGGGCACGACCCCGGACCGAGACUACGACCGGUACCUGUCUUCACGGGGUCAAGAUCACACCUGGACAGGUGCGCUGGACAACGGCACGGCCAACAACUAUCUCCAGAGGUCGCCCGAGUCGGCCAAGGACGGCAACAGCUGCGCCAUCGAGCUGGACACCUUCCACGGCCUGGACCACGGCGGCCUCCGACAACGGGAGGACGUGGGCGCCAGGGUGGCGGAGGUGGGCAUCGUGCUGCCGAUAGUUCCCAAACAUGCCAGCAGCUCCCUGCCAGAUGGAGGAGGUGGAGGAGGAGGCGGGGGUGAUGAGAAAGAGAAAAAUGAUGUUUCAGAGGCUAACGACGAGAAGACACCACUCCAGAAGACCGAUGAGUUAGAAAAGCGAGAGAACUGGAGCAGCAAAAUGGAUUUUCUGUUGUCUGUCAUUGGCUACGCUGUGGACCUGGCCAACGUGUGGAGGUUCCCCUACCUGUGCUACAAGAACGGCGGAGGAGCGUUCCUUGUGCCCUACUUCUCCGUCCUGAUCUUUGGCGCCAUGCCAGUCUUCUUCAUGGAGCUGUGUCUGGGACAGUUCCACCGACAGGGCCCCAUCACCGUGUGGAAAAUGGCCCCCAUGUUUAAAGGCAUCGGCAUGGCCUCCUGUUUCAUGGCCUACAUCGUGGCUUUCUACUACAACAUCAUCAUCGGCUGGAGUUUCUUCUACCUCUUCUCUUCCUUCACCAGUGCUCUGCCGUGGACGUCGUGCGGCAGCUCCUGGAACAGCGACCGCUGCUGGGAGACCAGCUGGUCCUUCAACGCCACCAAUGGCGCCAACAGGACGUACAGCAAGAACACCUCCGUCACCUCCACCCUUGAGUUCUUUGAGAGAGGCGUGCUGGGAGUGCACCAGAGCGCGGGGCUGGAAGACCUUGGUGAGUUCCGCUGGCAGCUGGUGCUGUGUACACUGCUCACCUUCUGUCUCCUGUACUUCUGUCUGUGGAAAGGAGUCAAAACUACAGGCAAGAUUGUCUACGUGACAGCAACGAUGCCCUACAUCAUCCUGACCAUCUUACUGGUGAGGGGAGUCAUGCUGCCUGGGGCAGGCAUGGGCAUUAAGUAUUUCAUCACGCCAGACCUGGCCAAGCUGACCAACCCUCAGGUGUGGAUAGAUGCAGCCAUUCAGAUUUUCUUCUCCGUAGGCGCAGGGUUUGGCACUCACAUCGCCUACGCCAGCUACAACAAGUUUAACAACAACUGUCAGAAGGACGUCAUUGUGACCGUGAUCGUCAACAGUUUCACUAGCAUCUUUGCCGGCUUUGUCAUCUUCUCCUACCUGGGCUACAUGUCUGUCAAGACACAGAAGCACAUUUCCCAAGUUGCCACUGAGGGACCAGGACUAGUGUUUAACGUGUACCCAGAGGCAAUCGCUACACUGCCGGGGUCCACAGGCUGGGCCAUCAUCUUCUUCUUCAUGCUCCUCACUCUUGGUAUUGACUCUGCAUUUGGAGGGUUGGAGUCGCCACUCACCGGCCUCUACGACCAGUUCAAGAAUAUGUUAAAGAUGCGCUACUUCAGAGAAUUCCUGACCCUCAUUGUCGUGGGAUCUGCUUUCCUCUUCUCUCUGCCCUGCCUGACCGAGGGGGGAAUCUACGUGUUCACAAUUCUGGAUACAUUUGCUGCCGGAACCUCUAUUCUGUUUACUGUCUUGUGUCAGGUCAUCGCUGUCUCCUGGUUCUACGGUAUCAAGCAGUUUUGUGAAGACGUGGAGAAGAUGACAGGAAACAAACCUAGCAUUUACUGGCGAAUCUGCUGGAAAUUUGUUUGCCCCAUAUUAUUGUUAAUCAUCGUCAUCUCCAGCAUCAUCUCCUACGUGCCCCUGGCGUACACGACGGCCACCGGAACCUACAUUUACCCGUUCUACGCCAACGUCAUCGGCUGGUGCAUCGCGAUGUCCUCCAUGUUGAUGAUUCCGGGCUACGCCCUGUACAAGGUCCUCAGCACGCGGGGCAGCUUGAAAGAGCGUCUCGCCCUGUGCAUAUCUCCGGAAUGGGAGCAUGACGAGAUCCGACAGAAGAAAUACGUGCGGCGAUAUCACAGGGAGCACUGGCUGGCCAUUUGAUCCUCAGUCCACGAAACGCUGGGCAAGAGAACCAAAGGACGAUGACACAUUCUGUCAAAAAUGUUACUUCCGGUGCGAAGAUCGUCCACAAGAUCAGCUACGUUGAGAACGCAGCCCAGAGGAUCCGGACCGUUAGAAUGGGAGAGAGAGACUCCUUACAUGCCUGGCUGCAUGUGGACAGCAGCCUAGGAGAUGAAAUGUUUCCGUCAAUAAAACAUUUAUGCAAAACCUCAAUGAUAACUGAGCCAGGAAUGCCGAAGCGACUGUGAGCAAACUUCGACAUUUAGUUUCCAUGACGACCAUGAAAAAGCUGCAAUUUUUGUAGUGUAACAAGCAAGAGAGGAAACAGAUGCACGUGUCAUACUGACCGACACUUUUGUACCUUAGCAUCACACGGGCGAUACUUGUCUACAAGUAGUUUUGUACACGUCUUCUAGCGGUCAUGAUUUGAUUAGUCGUCUGUGGUCACGUGGUCGCACACGAGUCCCCGUCCUCCCGUUUGUCUGUGUUGUGAAAAAUCUCCCCUGGUCGCUGAAGACUAAUUGUGUUCAGGGAUUUUGUUCCUACCUGGCCAAUACCUCAUCCUUAAGGGAUUCCGGCUGCGCAGGUGUAAACCGUGGUGUAUCGUGCGGUCUGACUGCAGCUUAGCAUCAACACCAGUGUGACGGACACGUAGACAUAUUCAUUCAGUCAUUUUGUUUUGGCCAAACAUAGCUUUGGAUAUGAAAUUGCUCAUGAGCCUUCCGAUGUUUUGCCGCACAAAAUUUUGAAUUCCAGUUAAUGCUUCAUAUUUCUCCACUUAUACUUGGUUCACCUCCAAUGUGUUUACUUAAUCAUGCUGUUGAUUUCAAUCCUAUUUAACCUACUCUAGUUCGCCUUAAAAUUUCAUAUACUCCUGUCCCUUCUUAACUAAACUUUUGUUGUUUUUUUUUUCCCCUUGCAUUUUUUGGUCUAAAUUUCCUCGUGCUCUACUUGUCAGAGCUCUUUGCACACAAUAACUCUCCAUCUCUUGUUUGUCUCCCCUCUACUUAUAUUCUCACAAAGAUUCCAGAAGUCCAGAUUUGAAAUCGAGCAAUCAAUCUCUUAGAAGAGCUUUUGUUCAAUUUGAAAUGGAGUGAAAACUAGUUCCUGGAACCUAGCAGCUACAAGCACAGGGGCCACAGGUCAAAAACAAAUCCUUCUCUACUGCAGUAGAUGAUAGAGGGUGCUGCUGACUUCUAAUGAAACUACUAUAUGGUAAAAAAAAAAAAAAAAAAAAAA
Messenger RNA from Pomacea canaliculata, 3811 nucleotides. Its product is annotated as sodium-dependent noradrenaline transporter-like. Lineage: Eukaryota; Metazoa; Mollusca; Gastropoda; Architaenioglossa; Ampullariidae. Bases 146 to 2551 code for a protein of 801 amino acids. The record is from RefSeq and is a predicted model, not a curated record. Gene Ontology annotation, cellular component: neuronal cell body membrane; neuron projection; presynaptic membrane. Gene Ontology annotation, molecular function: dopamine:sodium symporter activity. The transcript is spliced from 16 exons. Gene Ontology annotation, biological process: dopamine uptake involved in synaptic transmission; sodium ion transmembrane transport.